Helobdella robusta is the source of this 519-nucleotide messenger RNA. RefSeq lists its product as hypothetical. The record is from RefSeq and is a predicted model, not a curated record. The coding region runs from base 1 to 519 and encodes 172 amino acids. The transcript is spliced from 4 exons. Lineage: Eukaryota; Metazoa; Annelida; Clitellata; Rhynchobdellida; Glossiphoniidae.
AUGGAUGAGCUGUUACCUGGCUCGACUGCAAGCGCCACACCACACAACGCCAAACCACACAUCACUCAUACCACACGACACCACACCGUAUUCGUAAACAACAUUUCCGUUAAAAGCCGAAUGAUUAAUCAAUCAAAUGCUUGGAUAUUCGGCAGCGCCAUUAAUGCUUUUAAAAACAAUCCUGCCCCGAUGGUGACGUGGGCGAGCAGUCAAUCGUGGAGCGGCCACCUUCUGGACACAUCUUACCUGACCAAUCAGAACACGUGUAGGAACACAAGCGACUGUCCCAUUGGUGAGAACUUUUCGUGCAUGUACAUCUACGAGGGCUGCAACUACGGCACCUGCGUUUGCGACCCUGAACUGUCAAUCAUGGACAAAAACGGACACUGCAUCGCGCGUAGAAAUUCUAAACCUUCGUAUUUGUAUUUGAGAGUGACAAUUCCUAGCGAAUACAUCAAGAAAGACUUAACGCAAGCAGCUGAGCAAAUAGUGGAAAAAAUCGAGAAAAGAAAACUUUAA